Pyrenophora tritici-repentis Pt-1C-BFP is the source of this 2661-nucleotide messenger RNA. Lineage: Eukaryota; Fungi; Ascomycota; Dothideomycetes; Pleosporales; Pleosporaceae. The record is from RefSeq and is a predicted model, not a curated record.
AUGCCAGCAAUACCAAUACUCCGUCUAGUACCCCUAGUGGGAGCCAAGUUCUUCAAGAUGCGCCCUCAGAUAAUUCGGACAGCGACUGAAAGCAUCGGCGUUACUGGCGGUGCGACUAGCGAGUUGCCUGGAAAUGAAGCAAGAAAGCCAAGGGACGAGUCGCCCAAGAAGUUCCUCACAAAGCGCAAGUCGAGCAAGGGCGAAGCUAUACCCGCCGCCAUCACUACAGUGAACGUGUCGUCAGGCGGACUCAUGGACGAACCAGAACCCCCGAAGCCGAAAGACGCUGAAGAACCGCAAACGCCCAAGGUGGACGAGCCGCCAUUACCCCCCGAACCGCCAAAGUCACAAGUGGAUGCAGCUGCUAGCACAUGGGGUUGGCGGAGUUGGUGGUCGCGACCUGAUGGGUACGCGGAUACAGGCAAAGCCAAGGUUGAGGCAAAAUCAAGCGUUGAGGAAGCCUCGACCACGCCGUUGCCUGGACCGACGCCCUCAGAGGAGCCAGACGCACAAACAAAGAGCCUGGACGUUGGUGUAGUGCCGCCCAAGUCUGACCUGAAAGCAGACACAGAGACGAAGGAUGCACCAUCAGAGUCAGUGCCCACUCAAGAUGUGGAAACGAAGGAUGCUACACCUAAAACUUCCAAACAUACUGCAAGAGCUGCGUCGGGUUCAUGGUUUUGGUCGUGGAGCAGUGCGCAGAAUGCCCAAGCGAACGCUCCUCCUGUAGAACCCCCCGCUUCUGGACACAGUGUACCGAAGCCAGAUGCGAUACCUGAAGCAGAGCAAGAGGUGGCACCGGCACCACCCGCCGCGACAUCGGAGACCGCACCCGCACCGGAAGUAGCAGCCACCGCCGAGCCAGCAGCAUCGACCGAUGUUACUCAGGCCAAUACAACUCCGAUGACAUCGUCUAAGCCUUCGGCAUGGGCGUUUUGGUACAGAGGGAAGCCAGGGGAGCAGAAGGAUCCGAACGAAGCUGGGCCGCAGAAGCAUGUGGGCGAGGUCGCAGUGUUCAACACUCCUUCGCAAUCUCACCCAGAGGCAGCGCAGUUCAAUGAACAAGAACAGCCCAAGGCGGACGCCGAUGUGCCCAAAGAACCGUUACCACCGCCAAAGGAAGAAGCUGUAGCGAAGAAAUCAUUUGCGUCUUUACGAGGACGACCAAAAGCAAAAACUCCAGCCAAAGGCACGCCAACAGACACUCCAAGCUCAAGCCAGACUGCCACUCCAACUAAGACCUCCCCCGUACUUACGCCUACAAAACCAGAUACCGCCUCCGCGGCGAAGCCAGUCCCAAAACAAGAGUCCAAGGCCAAGCAAGAACCAGCGAGCCUUGUGCUACCAGAGUUCAAGAACACUUACCAGAUGGUACAGCAACCGAACUUCUGGCAGCAGCUUCGUCGGUACUUUCUCGGAAGUGAACGUGCAACACCACACCUACACAUCAAUCCAGCCCCGCCGAAGAUCAAGAAAGCUGUGGCUAUUGGUGUGCACGGAUUCUUCCCUGCUCCAAUCCUUCAAAAGGUUCUAGGCCAGCCAACUGGAACAUCAAUACGAUUCGCGAAUGCUGCUGCCGCCGCGAUCAAAGACUGGUCCGAAGCUCGUGGCUAUACGCCGGAGAUUGAGCAGAUCGCGCUAGAGGGUGAGGGCUUCAUUGCUGAGCGUGUCAACUCAUUAUGGAAGCUCUUACUGAACUGGAUCGACCAUAUCAAGCAAGCCGACUUCAUUCUUGUAGCGUGUCACUCGCAGGGCGUACCGGUAGCCAUGAUGCUAGUAGCCAAGCUGAUACAAUUCGGCUGCGUCAAUGCGACAAGGAUAGGCGUUUGUGCCAUGGCCGGCGUCAACAUGGGUCCAUUCAUCGAAUACAAGACACGAUACCUUGGCCCCACAGCCGCUGAGCUCUUCGAGUUCUCUAACCCAAAGAGCCUAGUCAGCCAGAUGUAUCUGGCUGCCCUAGACGAAGUCCUUCGAUUUGGUGUACGAAUACUCUACGUCGGUAGCAUUGAUGACCAACUCGUCUCCCUUGAAUCCUCCACCUUCUCCACCCUCUCCCACCCAUACAUCUACCGUGCCGUCUUCGUCGACGGCCGCAUCCACGCCCCAGACUUUGUAACCCACCUUGUCGGCUUCACACUCAAACUUCGCAACCUCGGCCUUCCCGAUCAUGGCCUCAUCCGCGAACUCAGCCCCGCUCUUGCUGGCUCCCUCUACGGCGGCGAGGGCCACUCCCGCGUCUACGAAGACCCCGCCGUCUAUGCCCUCGCCGUCCAACACACCCUAGAAACUACAUCUCUCCCCAUCAACCCCACAGGUAAUAAAGAGAGACCCGGUACGGCGAGUAGUUUUAAGGGUAUACAGAUACCUAUUAUCGGCGAUAUGGGCUUGGGGAAGGGCGGUGCUGGUGCUGCUGGUAGUGGGAAAAAGGAGGAUCUUUUCAAGCUGAGGGUUAAAGAGUAUGAGACUAAUACUAGUAGUACGAAUCCGAAUCCUUUCUUUCUGCCGUGGGCGAUGAGGGGGUUGCUGGAGGAGGAGUUUGUAAAGAAGGAGUUGGGGAGUGAGGUCGAGCAGUUGUUGGAGUUGUUUGAGAAGUGGAAGCCGGUGGGGAAACAGCUUAAGGAUGUUAAAUUUCGCUUGGAGGGGGUGAGAAGUAAGCUUUAG